Scleropages formosus (Asian bonytongue) is the source of this 2660-nucleotide messenger RNA. It is a transcript of the gene ptpdc1a, whose product is annotated as protein tyrosine phosphatase domain containing 1a. Gene Ontology annotation, biological process: protein dephosphorylation; cilium assembly. The record is from RefSeq and is a predicted model, not a curated record. NCBI's taxonomy places the organism in Eukaryota, Metazoa, Chordata, Actinopteri, Osteoglossiformes, Osteoglossidae. Bases 211 to 2433 code for a protein of 740 amino acids. Gene Ontology annotation, molecular function: protein tyrosine phosphatase activity. The transcript is spliced from 10 exons.
AGCCGCUGAAAGCAUCCCUCGGAAAGGCGGCUAAGAACCGUUAGCUUCCCUCCCCCGGCGAAGAAGUUGAAAUUUCAGCCGCAGUGACGACAAAGCCCGAGGAGAUGGGGCUCCUAGCAGUGCCCUGCCUUCUCGAUUCGGGCCGCUGCAGCGCGGAGAACCGUCGGUUCUCCAUUAGAAGCGACAGAAGAGACUGAAACAGGGACUGCCAUGGCAGCCGGCAUAAGCCUCCACAGCGACCUGCCGCACGCUAUGCACAAAGUCAGCAUCGUGGAGUCCACCCAGGGAACGGAAAUGGAGAUGGUGAGUGUCCGGGUCCCAACUGCAAAGUACACGAAGGUGGGGGAGACGCUGAGACAUGUGAUUCCAGGCCACAUGCAGUGCUCCAUGACCUGUGGGGGCCGUGCCUGCAAGUAUGAGAACCCGUCACGCUGGAGCGAGGAGGAACAGGCCAUCAAGGGCCUCUACUCCUCCUGGAUCACUGACAACUUGCUAGCGAUGGCAAGGCCUUCAACAGAAAUCAUACAGAAAUACAACAUCAUCGACCAGUUUCAAGACUGUGGCCUGCGGACUGUGAUCAAUCUGCAGCGCCCGGGGGAACAUGCCAGCUGUGGCAACCCUCUAGAGCCAGAGAGUGGCUUCACGUACCGGCCGGAGAUUUUCAUGGAGGCAAGCAUUUAUUUCUACAAUUUUGGAUGGAAAGACUACGGGGUUGCUUCUCUGACUACCAUUCUGGACAUGGUGAAGGUCAUGUCAUUUGCUAUUCAAGAGGGAAAAGUUGCUGUUCACUGUCAUGCCGGACUUGGACGAACAGGUGUGCUGAUAGCGUGUUACCUGGUGUUCACAACGAGGAUGAGCGCAGACCAGGCCAUCCUGUUUGUGCGGGCAAAGCGGCCCAACUCGAUCCAGACCCGGGGCCAGCUGCUGUGUGUGCGAGAAUUUGCCCAGUUCCUGGUUCCGCUCAGAAGUGUGUUCUCCUGUGCCGAGCCCCGGACCAACGCUGUCACCCUUGCGCAGUACCUUACGCGUCAGCGCCACCUUCUGCACGGCUACGAGGCACGCCGGUUAAAACACGUGCCUAAGGUCGUUCAGCUUGUCUGCAAGGCGCUGCUGGAUGUUGCUGAGGGCCGGCAGGCCAGCCAGGAAGAGGUCUUGGAGAUCCCUGACCUCACUGCUGAAGUGGAGAAGACUGUGUCUCAGCAGGCCAUCCAGCAACUGGGCAAGGAGAUGAUGGGGAAGGGUAUCGCUGUGGUACAGGCCUGCCUGUCUGAUCCACCCACGCUAGCGAAACUGCCGUCGGCCGCACUCCAUAACAUGUGGACGAGAGAUGACGUGGACAACAACCAGCCUUCGUUCUGCCUCCGGAAGACCCAUAGCUACAGUGAUUCAGACCUCCAAGGGCUGGCGUCCAUGCUAACGUGGGCGGAGAGUCCCUUGAAUCUCCUGGUGUGCCAGCCCUUCUCUGGUAUCCCCGACAAACUACGCUUGUCCCAGAGUGACGUGACAGAGGUCUGUGUCUCUGCUGACCUGCACUUCUUGCCUGUGCUGUCUGUCCACCAGGCCUCUGGCAGCAAUCCCUCACCAGACUUGUUCCCCACCCCACCUUGGGAAGCAAAGGCACGGCCCAGCGUCGCUGACAGCUCACCGCUGUUCCGGCGGAGAAGGAAGCCGCUGAGCGAGUCCCAGCGCAGCAUGUCCCUGGGCUCCUGGGGAAGGGGGCACCCCCCUGCUGUUAAGUCAGUUGUCCCAGCCUGGCUCACAGAGCAUCGUGCAGAAGUCCCACCAGACCCUGACGGGUUGUCCUCUGCUGCUGACCACCUGGCAACAAAUACCAUGGGAGAUGAUGGCGACAAUAGGUCAGAGGUCCCCCUCAUCACAGUACACACUGAACUCCCUCUGGAGGCCCGGCGGCUGCUAGUAGCCCAGGCGCUGUCUCUGGACCUCGAUCAGGAUGGCAAGGAAUACAGACACAAAGUCCUAAAGUGGCAGACAGAGCUCAACUCCAGGGAGGGGGCAUGGGACCGAAUGUGCAAUGAGAGGGACCCCUUUGUGCUGUCGGGCCUCUUGUGGUCCUGGCUGGAGCAGCUGAAGGAACCUGUUCUCUCGAAAGUGGACGUGCUGGAGUUGAGCAGACACAAAAGUGAGUGCUACCAGGACCCCCAGCAUGCACUCAGCUGCCUGGACAAGGGCCCCAGACAAACACUGCUGUGUAUCCUGGACUGCGCAGCGCACGUCGCGGAAGUACCCCAGGAACUGGAAGAUGCUUUUCUGCAACGCACAAUAAAAGCUUUCACAAAGAUGCGGCCCAGUUCCGAUGAGGGGGCAGCCGUGUAUGAAUCCCUGAAGGCCAUCUUGGCCCCCGUCUUACACGAAAUGAAACGGAGAGCUGCUGGAGAGUCGCAGAUAAUGUGCCAGUGCUUGCACGGCCCCUGAUGUCCCCUCCACCGACUCUUCUUCAAACAGCCCUUGGGGGAGAAGCUAUAGUGAACGUUAAGUUCAGACAUAUUUGCUGAACUUUGAAAUAAAGCUUAGAUUUGGGUCAAAAGUAUAUUUUCUCUGCUGCUGCAUUUUUUUCUAAACGAACGUUAAUGCAUUUAAGACGUGAUGUAACUGCUGCAUCAAAUAUGUUUUGAUGAUUAUUUAUCAUUGGCUCCCAUGCU